AUGGCCGGUAUAUGGCCGGUUGAGUGGGUUAAUAAAUUCCCUGGAUUGAAGGAUGCUCCUAUGUUUUGCAUUGAGCCUAAUCAGAGGGAUAUCAUAAGUUGGAGAGAUAAGAAAGGGAUAUGUAAACAAUUUUCAUGCAAACAGGUGUGGUGUGAUAUAAAUAAUUUUGGAGACAAAGUUACUUGGUAUGAUAUUGUGUGGUAUAGUAAUUGCAUUCCUCGAAAUUCGUUUAUUUUGUGGAUGGCUAUUUUGAAUAGAUUGAAGACCCAUGAUUGUGUCAAAGGUUGGGAAAUUUCUGGUAAUUUACUUUGUCCUUUUUGUGCUAUUACUCCAGAUUCCCACGAUCAUCUCUUCUUCAAAUGUGCUUAUGCUCAACUUAUUUGGAGGCAUUUCUAUAAUAAGAUUGGGCUUAAUCUAUUUGUUGAUGAUUGGAAUGAAUUGAUUAUGAAGUUGUGCAAUUUGUUUAAAAGGAAAUCUGUUGAGAAUCUGGUUAAUAAAUGUGUUUUUGCUAGUUGUGUUGCUUAUAUUUGGAAGGAGAGAAAUUCUAGACUCUUUAGUAACAGGAGGAAAUCGUAUGAGGGGGUGAUUGCUUGUAUUGAAAGUGAAAUACAUUUAAAGCUGUUGGGGUUGAGGAAAAAAGCUAAGUUGGUCAAUGAUAAAGUUUUUAAAGCAUGGGGUAUUUCUGGAAUGGAAAAAGUCUAA
Messenger RNA from Lactuca sativa (garden lettuce), 702 nucleotides. RefSeq lists its product as uncharacterized. Lineage: Eukaryota; Viridiplantae; Streptophyta; Magnoliopsida; Asterales; Asteraceae. The record is from RefSeq and is a predicted model, not a curated record.